Molecule: messenger RNA, 1194 nt
Organism: Metarhizium album ARSEF 1941
Lineage: Eukaryota; Fungi; Ascomycota; Sordariomycetes; Hypocreales; Clavicipitaceae
Product: Biotin/lipoate A/B protein ligase
Exons: 2
Coding region: 1-1194 (397 amino acids)
Biological process (GO): protein lipoylation
Cellular component (GO): cytoplasm; mitochondrion
Molecular function (GO): lipoyltransferase activity
Source: RefSeq, a predicted model, not a curated record
AUGACUCGCUGGGUCCCCUGGGUGAGGCGGUUUGCCUCACUCCCCACGACGACGUGUCGUCACCUGCGCCUCCUCUCCGUCGAGGCCGCAGCUCACCACGCCAACAAGACCCAAGUCUACGUAUCGAGGUCCAACGAUCCUCUCUUGAACCUCUCCGUCGAGCAUAGACUGCUGCAAAUCACUCCUCCCGAAUCGACCAUCUUACUGCUCUAUGUCAACUCGCCAUGCGUAGUCUUUGGCCGGAACCAGAAUCCGUGGCUGGAGAUCAAUCUGCCCCGGCUGGCGCAAAUUGCAAACCGCCCCCGUGAAAUUGGAUGGAAAGACUCGCCAGUCAAGCUUGUUAGGAGGCGCUCCGGCGGUGGUGCAGUUUUCCACGACCUCGGUAAUGUCAACUUCAGCGUCAUCUGCCCUCCACAGGCCUUUGAUCGAGAUAAACAUGCGGAAAUGGUAGUUCGAGCUCUGAAGUCAUUGGGACGGCCAACCACCAGCGUAAACGAGCGACACGACAUCGUCAUUGAUGUACGAGCAGCCGGCAAACCAGCCAGCAGCACCUUUAAGAUAUCCGGCUCUGCCUAUAAACUGACACGUUUGCGAUCCCUGCAUCACGGCACGUGUCUUCUUCGCAGUCCCAAUCUAUCAGAUAUCUCCGGCAUGCUUCGGUCGCCAGCAGAGCCCUUUGUCAAAGCCAGGGGUGUUGAUAGUGUGCGCAGUCCAGUGAGUAACGCGAACCUGGAUGUUGACUUGUUUCAAGACGCGCUUGUCCGAGAGUUUGCCAAAAUGUACGGCGACUUUGAUGUGCAUGCGGAAUUCGACAGUUACGCAUCACAGGACCAGAAGAUGGCCAGUGGCUACGGGGAACUGCAAUCCAAGGACUGGAUAUAUGGACAAACCCCACGCUUCACGUUUUCCACCCAUCCGUUCGAGGCGGAUUCUCGUCGUCGGCCGCGCCUACCGUUUGACUACAAAAUUCACUUCGAAGCGAGACAUGGCGUUAUUGAACGAUUUAGCAUUCCUGGGGAGCAAAACUUUGAUGGACAGAAGCUUAUCAACACUUCCCUACACGACAUUUCCAACUGGAGCUCGCAGCUUUCUCAGGCCGGCCUGGGAAGAGAAGCUUCCGCCCACGUUGGAAGCUGGAUGGAUCAAGUCCUUGGCACCGAGUUCACCCAAAUUUCAUCGCCUGCUACCAUCUAA